UACGGCACCAUUUGGAGGAUCCUGUCACAUCGCAUCCCAGACCGACGGCAGAGAUCCAAUGAUGAAGCUGCUCCUGCAGUCCGGCCUCUCCAGCGCCCUCCUGUGUCUGGCUGUCGGCCUCCAGUGCUACCACUUCAAGGGUUUUCCGGAUCGUGCGCCUCAAGAACAGGUGGUGAAGACUUGUGACAGCACCCAGCAGCACUGCAACUCCUUUCUCAUCACAUAUAGUGGUUUGUUGCAUGGAGGUAUCCUAACCAAGGGAUGUUCUUCUGGAGAAUCCUGCAACCAAACCCACACAGGCUCCCUCAAAUACAUCGACACCAGCCAGACCACUCUCUGCUGUGACAACGACCUGUGUAACCGGGACUUGGCACCAGAUCUUGGGGAGCACUCCCAUACUGAGUGCUUGGCAUGCCAUGGACAGCCUUUGGCUUGUGGUGGCAGCGAUCUUCCGAGUCUGAGAUGUGGAUCCUCUCAUCAAUCUUGUGUUGAGGUCUCCAUCACUGUCGCUUUGAGCAAAGACACUUUUCACACUAUGAUGAAAAGCUGCAGUAACGCGUCCACGUGUCCCGGGCUCUCUGCAUUCAGCAAUGGGCAGAAACUGCUAUCGUAUGCCUCCCGCCAUCACUGCUGUAAUGGCAGCCAGUGCAACACCGGACACUUCACAGAUGAGGAUCCAGGAGCAGAGAACGGUUUGGAGUGUUACAGUCGCUCAAGUCCUGAAGAGUCCGGCACAAUGCGGUGCCGGGGGCAGAUGACCCAGUGUGUGGACCUAAUAGGUUCUUCUCCAGGUGAGGUGGUGAUGAGCGGCUGCGCUACUCAAGCCUUCUGUCAGUUCCUGUACCCCCAGAUCAACAUCCCGGGAUGGAAGAGCACCCUGUGCUGUGGCCAAUCACUCUGCAACCACAAGAGCAACUGAAUCAGAAAGGAGAGCAAAACGAGGCCUACACCCCGAUGCUGCAUAUUUUAAGUUCACACUUGCCGGAUUCUCUUUUUUACCCGCUGCAGUGCCGCACGUUUUAAGGGGACUGUUACGGUUAUUGCACCAUGACAAGCCUUUUACAAGUGAAGCUGAUCGUGUGAUCGGCUAUUCUCCUGGAGGUGCUGGUUCUGGCUGUACGAUUUUCCUGCAGUGGCCACUACUGGAUAAGAGUGGUAUUACACUCUGGGUAAUACAGUGGCUUGUGGCUGGCCAUAUAUUUCCUCUACAGGAGAAAAAUGGUAUUACACUCUGAUUGUAAGCAGGGAGCUUCCCUCUGUCACAUCCAUAUGCAUGGGAUAUCUUCAGGGUUUUCAUGAUGCGCAGUGGUGCGGUAUACAACACUGUUUCCAGUGCCGCAAUCCUCCCCAUUAUUCUGCUGUGUAAUGUCAUACUAUAUAACAGGUAUGGCCAACAUGCGGCUCUCCAGCUGUUGCAAAACUACAACUCCCAGCAUGCCCAGUCUGCCUACAGCUAUCAGCCUACAGCAGGGCAUGGUGGGAGUUGUAGUUUUACAACAGCUGGAGAGCUGCAGGUUGGCCAGCCCUGCUAUAUAAGAUCCCAAACAAAACCUGACAGCGGGAUUUAGCUUAGAACCAAUCUAGAACUUGGUCUGUUCCAUGAGUCACUGCCGUCACCACAGUCAGCAAAAUAAAUCCCUUUGUGUUUUAAUAAAAAGCACUGAGUGCAGCGUUUGUACGUGCG
Bufo bufo (common toad) is the source of this 1684-nucleotide messenger RNA. Its product is annotated as urokinase plasminogen activator surface receptor-like. Lineage: Eukaryota; Metazoa; Chordata; Amphibia; Anura; Bufonidae. Bases 59 to 919 code for a protein of 286 amino acids. The record is from RefSeq and is a predicted model, not a curated record. The transcript has 7 exons.